Messenger RNA from Closterium sp. NIES-67, 251 nucleotides. The record is from the annotation of a GenBank genome assembly. NCBI's taxonomy places the organism in Eukaryota, Viridiplantae, Streptophyta, Zygnematophyceae, Desmidiales, Closteriaceae.
CGAUCCCAUGGUCAGACCCACUGUCCGCGCCACCACCACCACCACCACCACCACCACCACCACCACCACCACCACCACCACCACCACCACCACCACCACCACCACCACCACCACCACCACCACCACCACCACCACCACCACCACCCCCACCACCCCCAAUACUAUUCCCCCCCUUGGGGCCACGACGGCCCCGACGCGGGCGCAGCUGCGGGGACGGCGGUGACAAAGGCGGUAAGGGUGUGGUCACCUGG